Molecule: messenger RNA, 2671 nt
Organism: Phycodurus eques (leafy seadragon)
Lineage: Eukaryota; Metazoa; Chordata; Actinopteri; Syngnathiformes; Syngnathidae
Gene: map7d2a
Product: MAP7 domain containing 2a
Exons: 17
Coding region: 221-2671 (816 amino acids)
Biological process (GO): microtubule cytoskeleton organization
Cellular component (GO): microtubule cytoskeleton
Source: RefSeq, a predicted model, not a curated record
GCUGUGCUCACUGGCUUGUAAACCUAAAUGUCACCGCAGCAUCUCUCUCCCACAUCCACGCCAGACUCCUCAUACCUAGUCCUCGCUAUGACCUUCAUCGAGACUGUUUAGCUGAAUGCUGAGUUUGUUUUAUCCUCUGGAGGUUCGCGGAUGAAAGCGGACACCUGAGCUGCAUAGCGGCGUCACUGCGGCUUGUUUUUAGCCUUUUUCAGUUGCGACUAUGGCCAACAUAACACCAUCCGACACAGUAGCAGCAGUUGUUAAGAUGGCGCCUCCAACUGUCCCGCAUGCCGACAAGGGAAGUGGAACAAACAGUCACAACUCCCCUGCCAGAACUAAAAAAACAACCAACACAGACAAGAAGCUUCUCUUAAACGGACAUGCGUCGCCUUCACACUUGGUGGCGAACAUUAGCACCAACCAUGUUGGCAAACCAAUUGUGGAGGGUGUCUUGAAGACAGAUGACAGGAUGCGUUUAGCCAAAGAAAGACGGGAGGAGAGGGAAAAAAGCCUUGCGGCACGGGAACAGCUGAUCAAGGAGAAGGAGCGCCGAUCUCAGCUGCAGUAUGAGCGCACAGUGGAGGAGCGUUGGAAGCGGCUGGAGGAGCAGAGGCACAAGGAGGAGCUGCGCAGAGCUGCGGUGGAAGAGAAGCGAAGACUGCAGCUAGAGGAGGAAAAGGAGCGGCUGGAGGCCCUGAUGAGACGCUCUCUGGUGCGCAGCCUCAACCUGGAGAACAGACAAAAACGCUGGAGCAGAGGCUUCACUAUUGGAGCAGGUGACACUGAGAAUGCAUCGUUCUCUGUCUCUGCUGCCUCCACCCUUUCCCAUGGCCUUGCCUCCCCUCUUCCUGCUGUCAGCGAAUCUGCGCCCUGCAGCCCUCGCAGGUCACCGUUGUGCAGCUCACGGAGCCCCGCUGACCCCCUCAGAAGUGGGCUCCUGGAAGGCUCUCAGUCCACUCCCAACACACCCAAGAAAAAGCGUCUCCAAAAUGAGAGAAGAACUGCCUCUCCAGGAGGUGCAUUGACAAACACAAACAGAAGAUCUGAAUCUCCUGCUAAUGUCACCAAACAGCUGACAUCAUCGACUACCUCCAAGCUGGCUUCUAAGACGCGCAUGCAGUCGCCCAACAACCUCCAUGAGUACCACCACUCCCCCACUAGACCUCGGCUAUCCAAUGAUAAGAAAGCACACACCAAGGGUGACGCAGUGGGAAACAAUGACCGCCAUAUCCACAAUGCAGCUGACGUAUAUCAAGCCAAAUCAUCUGAAGUCAUCAAAGGUGAUGUCUCUGAGAAUAAAGAAGACUCUUUUAGGAGGAAAACAGAGCAUAAUGGAGAGAAGAAUGGAGAGAAGAAUGGAGAAUCAUCGCCAUGCACAGCCACAGGGAAGGUAGCAGCCGGGAUAACCAAUGCAGAGGAUGCUAGCAGGAUGCUAGCGGAGCGUAGACGUCAGGCUCGGGCGCAGAAAGAACUAGAGGACAAAAAACGAGAGGAAGAAAAAAGGCUCAAGGAAGAUCAGCUGACCAGACAGCAUGCACAGGAGCAAUGUGAGCAGGAGCGCAAGGACUCUGGGAAAAAAGGCACAGAUUCGAACACAGCAAUGCAAAAAGAACACAAACGACAACAGGAUGCGCAGGAGAAGGAGCUAAUGGGCAGAGAGCGAGAAAAGGCUAAUGUUCAAACAAAUGAGGAAAUUCAGCGUCAGCGUCAAGACCGAGAACAGCAGACACAACAUCUAGAUGAGGAAAGGCAGCUGAGAAAGAAGAGAAUUGACGAGAUCAUGAAGAGAACGAGGAAAGGGGAAACUGACGUGAAGGACGAACAGGUGGAGACCAGGUCACCACCAGGGGAGGUAAAGAACGAUGAAACUAAAGCUCAGGAAGAUUAUAAAUGGUGUAGAGAACAGGUCUCAAGCCAGGGCGACAGGGGCAGGAAGAAACAAGCAGCACAGAUGGACUGUCAGAAGCAUGUUGAAAACAAUACUCAACAAGUGAUACCAGCUCACAGUGUUCCGGACAAUAGGCUGGACACCGGAAAAAUGAUAGACACGGACAAGAUAACCAAGGAUGGUGUGGAUGAUCCCCAACUACAUGACAGGGAAAUGCAGGCGAAUGCAAAUAAGCCCAGAAUCAAUUUUGAAGACAUGGACCCAUUCAAAGAAGAACCAACCAAUGAGACAGGUGGAAGGGUUAAGCAUAAUGAGAUCAAUGGAGUGGUCAGGAGGGCAGAAAGUGUCCCAAUGAGAGAUCAUGUGACCGCUGAGGUAAGUAAACAGAAAGCGGCGUCCUUGUCAGGCGGAAAUGAAGAACGUGUGACGCCCCUGCCUUUGGGACCGCGACCACCACCCGCCAUUCAUCUGGAGCCACUGGAGGUGACGCGGUCCUGUGAUGAGGUGCAGUCCAUGGACGUCAGCCCAGCUUCAAAUGAGGAAUUGAUUUCCAUCCCAGAAUUCUCGCCAGUUAAUGAAAUACAGCAAGGCGGCAUAAGCAACACCCGGGCCCUUCAGGACCUGAUGGACCUGACAGGCAGCGUCACAUGCUCCAAAAGGACCGCUGAAAGCAACGUCGGCGACUGCAACAAAAACCUGAUCCAGGGGGUCGUCAGCCCCAUUUCAGACUCCAAGCUUAUCGGGAUAUCCUCUCCUUCCUCAAAUCAACUUAAUAUCCAUUAG